Messenger RNA from Ostertagia ostertagi, 309 nucleotides. NCBI's taxonomy places the organism in Eukaryota, Metazoa, Nematoda, Chromadorea, Rhabditida, Trichostrongylidae. The record is from the annotation of a GenBank genome assembly.
CGAGUUGAGAAAACGAGUGCCCCAGUAAACGAUCAGGCUACACAAUGCAGUGUCGCGCUUUAUUUACCCACUCAGAGUAAUAUUUUCUGCCAGCGAAGCAAAGUGUCAGAGGACAGUCGGCGCGACCAAAUGCUGUUCGUCUUCGCUCUGGUCGCAGGUACCACCGCAUUCAAUAUUCUUCAUUUGGCGGAUUUCCACUUGGACGUCGACUAUUCUGUGUUUGGAGACAAUGAGAACAUGUGCCAUAACACCACUAAUGCCACAGAGGAUCGCUUGGGUCCCUUUGGAGACUACAUGUGUGACUCGCCA